Messenger RNA from Trichoplusia ni (cabbage looper), 4445 nucleotides. RefSeq lists its product as uncharacterized. The record is from RefSeq and is a predicted model, not a curated record. NCBI's taxonomy places the organism in Eukaryota, Metazoa, Arthropoda, Insecta, Lepidoptera, Noctuidae. The transcript is spliced from 5 exons. Bases 465 to 809 code for a protein of 114 amino acids.
UAUCAUCUUUCUUUGUGCUUAGCUAUCCCUGACUAGAAUGAUAGGUUUUCGCGAAUUUCUAGUGCAUUUUAAAGUGGUUUUUCUGAAAGUAAUUUUUCGUUUCGUGACUUUCUCUUUGAUGGUAGGACUCUCUAUAGGUACGCCCUACCUAUAGAGUAUUGAUAGAUAUGUUCAACUUCAAAAGUAAUAGAAACCUUGGUAUAUUAACAAGGAAUUCGUAAAAAUUAGCAAAUUUUUGUCUUUGUUUGUGGGAAAUGUGGUGUUUGUAUUAACAUACAAGAAGGUACAUAUAUAACUUAAACCUUCUUUAUUUUCCAGUGCUAGUAAUCAAUUCAAAUUGCGAUAUUUCCUUUUAAAAUGCAUAUUCCACCGGAUCUAGAAAUAGAAAUCAAUCAAUGAAUCCGUUCUGAAUAUUUAAUGGCAUCCAUCAUGGCGGGCCCACGGGACGCCAUCUUGUUCUCAACAUGGACCCUAACCAAAGCUUUCUGUUUUUCAGUUACCAGCGCCCUGAGCAGUUCGACAUGGAGAACGCCAGCACCGAAUUCUUUCAGGAGUUGAUGGACGAGAUCAUUCGUAUCACCGUCUUCGACUACAAGGCUCUUUGCGCCAAGAUGGCCAACGCUCCGAUUCCGGAGUCCGAGCGCGAGCUGGUGAACUACAUGCGCGCCAAGUACGCCAUGGAGUCGAAGCUGGUGGACGGGUACCUGAACAAGCUGCAGGAGACCAUGCGUGACACCCCGCCCGGGUACAUCCACGCUGCCAUCAAGCAGCGCGAGCGCGAGAUCCGGGAGAAGCUGCGGGCGGGUUAGCAGACCCCCGCGGGGUACGCGCCGCCCCCCGACGUACUGCAGCUCUGCAAUUUCGUCAUCAAAACCAUCCUUGUCAUCUUAAACAUAUGCGUUAUCAUUCUUUACUUGUCUAAAUUGGAUUUCAAAUAUUUCUUUGGAUAGACGGCCGGAGUGCCUUUAGGAAUGGAUCGUGAUCAUCUUUAUGUCUGGGCAAAGCGAAGGCAUUGCAUUACAAAUGUAAGACUUAGUGUGAUGGGUAAGACCCGGUUUAGGAAUUAGAAGAGUUUCAAAAACUUUAUUUUAGAUUAUUUUUUAUAUUAUGUACUCUUUACUAGAUUUCGGAACUUUUAUAUUUUACAAAAAUAUCAAGUUUAACUUUAAAUACGAGGUUUUUGACGUAGUUUCUCUUUUCUUGGAGACUUGCCGCUGCAUGUAUUAAAAAAAAUGGCGUUUUAGAAUACUAUUGUAUGUGUAUUUAACCCUCCCACUGUAUAGGGACACUACAGGGUUAACGAUAUUAUCGUAAGUCGACUGAUAUCAAAUACUCAAACAUGUUUGUAAUCAAUUUAUUGGACCCUCGCUCGGAGAUCAUCUGAGCGAUUUUGAAAUUAAAAUGUGUACUUCUUUGUGUCUAUUCAUGUUUCAUUAUACCCUUACUCCUAAACCUGUAACUCCUUUGUCCUCCCCGCGAAUUGGGUUUGAUUCCCAAGUACCUACACUUAUUCUGUUGGACAAACACCGAUACUCUAGGCCUUCAGUUUCCAAUCGUGUGUCUCCAUAAGUUUGAGACCGUAGUCGCUUGGAGACCGAAGUCGGGAUAUCGGAAAGUGCAUUGCAUCUGACCUAAAUUAAUUUAGACAAUGCCAUAAGUCCUUUUUUUCCUUAUUUCGUCUCAAAAUUCGUACGCAAUCAAUCAUCUUAGUAACUAGAAAAUUUGGCAUAAAAAUACCUACUGAUUUGAAUAUAACUUUUCUUCGUUCUUUCAUUAUUCAAACUCCUUGGAAUCCUAAAUGGCUUUUUAAAAUUCGUAAAAUAAUAAAUCAAAACUCGUUAUGUAACACAGCUGUAUACCUAUCUAUAAUAUAGUACAAACCGCCAUAUUUCAUGCUGGCUCAUAUGUCAAGGAAAGGUCAAACAAAGGUAGCGCAUGUGCAGUGCCUGCAUCUGCAAUGCGGACCGGGCCAUUAAAACUGCAAACGAUGUGUCUAUGCCUGGCUUUGAAUCUUGGUGAGAUUGGCUAGAUUAUUCCUAAAUGGUAAUUUUAGGGGGUUUGUAAAAAAAUCUCGAAAUUAAUUGCUUUUUAUGAUCCUGAUGCAAAGUGCAUUCGGAAAUGAAAACGGCCAUGUAGAUUUUCAAUCGUAGAUUUGAAAGUACGUAAGUAAGUUAAUUAGAUAACAAAUACGUUAUUUUAGAAUGUUCUAUAUGAGUAUUAAUAUUGCAAAUAUGCCCGGGAUCAUUAUAUUCCUUUACGACGAAUUCCUAACAUGUAUUUCUUCACAAUAAAGUCUUUUCAACUCAUUCAACAUCAAACUUUUCCUCGUAGGUGCUAUACAAACACACACACACACUUCUGCUUAUCCCUCUACAUAUCUUCUCGCUUUCAUUCAAACUCUUUUCAGAGAACUCUUUUCUAAAUUCUCGAGUGUGCUUAUUUCAGUAUAUUUGUUUGUGCAAUAAAGAAUAAAAAAUCUUUAUCUAUUACUCUCAAGUUUGAAUCCACGAAAGCGGUCUUAAUUCUAAAUCGUUAACACUAAAUCAAACUUAUUGAGACGUACCUAUCUAUGUAUGUGUAGUUAAUUCAAUUCAACGUUACGCGCGCCGCCAUGCGCGGCACCCCUUGUAAACAAACAGUGACGCUGUAUGCUAAUUCAGCUUUCAUUCAUGACGCACAAAUUAAGCUUCCGGAUACAUUCUUACAAUCGCACGUGACAGCGUCGCGCGCACUAGUAAGUAGAACUAUUUAUGACAACCUUCUGAAUUUAUAAGUAAGUUUUAACGUUACAAAAACAGACAGAACAACAUAAUAUUUGUUUUUAUCAAAUCCUUUGUCUUGACUACAAAAACAACAACAUAAACAAAUGAAAUACAAUAUUUACGUAAGUAUAUAGAAAGAACGUAAUUUUUGCACAAAAAGUUGUUUCGUGAAUGAAAGGAGAUCACAAAAACAGCCCUCGCCGAUCCCACGGUAGUCACACACCCCUUUCCAUUAAAAGAAAUAGGCAUUUGUAUGCGUAAAUUACAGAAUAACAAAUUUAUAAAUUGAAAUCUUUCAAAAGUACCGCCAAAACCCACUAUUAUUCACCCAUAGACUAAAACUAUGAUAGUUGAAUAAUUACCUUGGUUCCGAGUCUAGUAUUUUCUGAAAAAAGCUAGCACAUCCGGCGCUACAUCGAUUCCUCGUCCAGCCCGGCCGCCGGCCGGGCUGGACGUGUUUUCUGACCUCUUAUUAUCCAUCUACCUCUAGUGUUUUGCAAUACUUAGUUAGUAAUAUUUAGCAAUAAUUGGCAACCGUGUGAAGUGUUAAGAAGGAAGUAGACCGUAUCGGACAUAAGCGCUCGGACUACUUGGCAAUGGCACCAUCUUUCUCUGUCUCUUCGGAAACAUAUGCAAGAUACCGCCGCCUGGAAAGUUGAUGUAAAGUCAUCGCAGCAGUGACGCAUCAAGCCUGUCGCUAUUUCUGCAUGAAAGCUGUUGGCAACGGUCGUUGAUGGUAACCCAUCAUAUAAGUGCUGAUGCCGGGACUUCAUAUGAAACCGCUGGUCGUUUAACAUCUUGAAAAUGAGGCAUCAAGGGACAACUACCUCUAAUAUUGUCACAUUUUGUCUUAGUAAUAACCCCAUUUAGAAUUAAGAUUAGUUUUAAACGCGGACAGACGCUUAACCAGAGUACCUGCCCGAGUACCUUAGACAUAAGUAACAAUAGCAAUACAAAUUAACCUCAAAAUAGUAAUAAUUAGUUAUAAUACAUAUAUACAUAUAUAUAUACAUCUAUAUACAUACAUACUACAGCAAUAAUUUACAGUUAACAUGUCACUAUCGCUCAAAACACAACAAGUGCAGCUUCCCGCGCAAAUAAUUAAGACAAUAGUUUAGUAAAAACAUCGUACAAAUAAACGUAUUAUUAUUCAGUAAUUUUAAUUAAGUGCAAUAAUAAGGUUAAGAAUUAAUUAGUAAUAUUCCAAACACAAACUAACAGUAACAGAUUUUGUGCAGUAAUGCGAAUUCGCAUAUAUAUUCACGUAGGCAAUAGGAUUAGGCAAUAAGAUAGUUUGCACACUUUCCAUCAUAUUUAGCAGCACGUCAUCUUCUAGUAUUUUUGAUCUCCCUUCUGUAUACCUUCGCACUCCUUUCCAAACAUUUCCUUUCCUAAAUCUUCACUCUGAUAUAUUCCGAGCACGCCUUAUAAUAGUACCUCAUCUUCUAUACAAACGCAAAAAAAAAAAUAUUAUUUACAUUGAAUGUUUUAGGCUAGUUUAUUCAUAAUACGCAAUAAAAACAAGAGAGAAAACAAACUCAGUAUAAUUUUAAUCAAUGUUGUGUAGUAGUGUGUCUUAGUAUCUUUUUGUUUCCAUUUAAAUGUUAUUCAAAUCCAUUAUAAGAAUCGUAGAAUCAUGUAACCGAGAACUAGAUGUUGUGUCAUAAAAAAAAUAAAAUCCAA